GCACUGGUGGGCAGCACUGGUGGGCACAGGUGGGUGGCACUGGUGGGCACAGGUGGGUGGGCACAGGUGGGUGGCACUGCUGGGCACAGGUGGGUGGCACUGCUGGGCACAGGUGGGUGCACUGCUGGGCACAGGUUGGUGCACUGCUGGGCACAGGUGGGCGGAACUUGCGGGUGGCACUGCUGGGCACCGAUCAUCAGGGCACUGAUCAUCAGUGCCCUGAUGAUCGGUGCCGAUCCCCGCUCUGACAACUGCCGGUUCUCGGCAGUACUUUCCUCACGAUCUGACAGCGUGAGGAAAGUGCAGCCGAGAACCAGCACUUGC
This is a messenger RNA of Staurois parvus, 324 nucleotides long. The record is from the annotation of a GenBank genome assembly. NCBI's taxonomy places the organism in Eukaryota, Metazoa, Chordata, Amphibia, Anura, Ranidae.